AUGGCAUGGAGAGCUGGACCUGGACAAAAGCAUCUGCUAAAUGACAUUGUAACAGAGCUAAAUCUCUGCUCAGUUACUCCUGAGCAGGGCAGGUUUCACCACAGUGAACAGAGCUGGGGCAGAGAGCUGACUUCCUGUUUGUACACAGGAAGCUACACUGACAGUGCAGCUACUUCCGCCUUUAGCCGCCGCUCAUCACACAGAGAAAUGACGGCAACCUUGCGCCCUUAUCUCAAUGCAGUGCGAGCUACUCUGCAGGCUGCCCUCUGCCUGGAGAAUUUCUCCUCGCAAGUGGUGGAGAGACACAACAAGCCAGAGGUGGAAGUACGGAGCAGUAAAGAGUUGCUUCUCCAGCCUGUGAUCAUCAGCCGCAAUGACAAAGAGAAAGUCCUGAUCGAGGGCUCCAUCAACUCUGUCAGAGUCAGCAUUGCUGUCAAGCAGGCGGAUGAGAUCGAAAAGAUUCUGUGCCAUAAAUUCAUGCGUUUCAUGAUGAUGAGAGCAGAGAACUUCUUCAUCCUGAGGAGGAAACCUGUGGAGGGCUACGACAUCAGCUUUCUCAUCACCAACUUCCACACAGAGCAGAUGUACAAACAUAAACUGGUGGAUUUUGUCAUUCACUUCAUGGAGGAAAUUGACAAAGAGAUCAGUGAAAUGAAACUGUCUGUCAACGCCAGGGCUCGUAUUGUUGCCGAGGAGUUCCUCAAAAAUUUCUGAGAGAAAGAAAGAAAACCCUGGUUACAUUCCCUUUGUGAUCUCAGCUGUCACUGCGGAGGGCUCGCAUCACAAAUUCUGAUCAGCUGAGAGGAGCUGAAGACGUGCAGUCAACACGCACAGGCCAAUGGAGGGUUUUGCCCUUUAAACUUAAAUUUCCUUUUGCUCAGAAGUAUUGAUGUUUGUACAUAAUCUGUGUUCACACCACACAUUAGUUUCUGCCUUCAUAACAUCUACUGAUGUCAGGGCAGGCUCUGUUUAAGGCGACAUUGUUUUCAGUACUUAUGAGCGCAGGGUAAAAUGGAAUUUUUAAACUUAUUUAAAUGUUUUCUUUAAAUAUAUAUUAUAUGCAUAUACAUUAAAUUGAGGUAUUUUUUGUUAUAAAAGAUUGAAACCAUGAGGGCAAUCAAUUGGUGCAUGUUCCUGUCUUAGUACACAGAGUGAACCCUAUUGUAAAUGGAAAUAAUAAUGAGAAUAAAUAUACAUGCUGGCUUGUUAUACUUGUGAAGAUGAAUAAAAAUAUGCUUUGUA
Molecule: messenger RNA, 1242 nt
Organism: Cheilinus undulatus (humphead wrasse)
Lineage: Eukaryota; Metazoa; Chordata; Actinopteri; Labriformes; Labridae
Gene: arpc4
Product: actin related protein 2/3 complex, subunit 4
Exons: 7
Coding region: 1-714 (237 amino acids)
Biological process (GO): Arp2/3 complex-mediated actin nucleation; actin filament polymerization
Cellular component (GO): Arp2/3 protein complex; actin cytoskeleton
Molecular function (GO): actin filament binding
Source: RefSeq, a predicted model, not a curated record